Molecule: messenger RNA, 1099 nt
Organism: Daldinia loculata
Lineage: Eukaryota; Fungi; Ascomycota; Sordariomycetes; Xylariales; Hypoxylaceae
Exons: 3
Coding region: 104-718 (204 amino acids)
Source: RefSeq, a predicted model, not a curated record
GGAACUCUCUACUUACUUAUCUGUUUGAACUGUCUAGACCGCAAUAAAUCUUCUCCUGUCGAAUCUUGUAGGCUUUAUUUGAUUCUCUUCUCACGAUCUAACAAUGCGUGGCAAAACAGACUGCUUUGUUCUUGCUUUUGCAACCUUUGGAGGCCUCGCAGCCGCAGAGAAAGGCGCUGCCCAAAUCCAUGGAUGUGUCUGGGUGAACACGAAGCCAGUCAAGCCUUACAUCGUCAACUGGAGUCCUGGAUCUUCAAGCGACAGGUGCAUGCGACUUACGGGUUCCGCUGCAUCCAUGACGGUCUCGGACAAAGGAAUUAUUUGCCAAGACCUGGGAAAGGUUGCCGUCGACUCCAGCGGGACUUGUUACUUCAAACAAAGCUGGUGGGGGCUUUCAUAUACAUCCACCGCCGCCUACUCGGGUUCGACCAAUAGCCGGUGGACUACAGGACCGGCCAAUUCGGAUGUCACUCUCUACGAUUAUAGUCCUGGUACUAGUGUCUGCUCUAGCAUGGCGCAUUGUCCAAACACUUACGUUGAGUGGUCCAACGGUGCCAAUGCUAGUCUAUAUUUCGUCUUCACACCCGGCGCGGUGGGCGAUCCGGGAAAAAAGCCCCACGACCCCGAUGACCCCGAUGACCUUGCUGAAGAUGAAUUUGGGUCAGGUGAUAGAGAAAGUGUGAAAUUAAAUGUACAGGUGCCGGAACUUGAGAUCUAGGUUGGGAAUAUGCGUAUUCCGUAGAAAGAAUGAGUGAAGGUACACAUCUAGACGCAAAUAAUGGAUAGUGGCUUAGGGAAUGAGUUGAGAAUCAAGAGUGCGUUUCUUAUUAUUUACCAACAAUUAGUGAAUGAUCUUUUUCACCUUUAAAGUUCUCGGGUCGUCCCCCUUAUUCGUGAUAGCCCGUAAGCCUCAUAUUUAGUCACCUUCAUAACUCUAUAGAUUUCGACUGUUACUGAAGACACUGUAUGGGAUCUUUUCAUAAAACCAACGUUUCCUGAUAGACUUCCGGUAAAGAGAAGAAAAUCCAGUGCUCAAGGUGUUUACGUACUUUGACUCGAAAAGAGAAGCAAAGGUACGUUUGUCGAACAUGGAUAUCGG